CUAUCCGGUCAGCAUCGCCUACUACACCACCAUCGACAGGCAGCAAAGCAACAGCAAGCAACCACCGCCCCAAUUUCCCUCUCUUCCUUUCGUCCUCUCCUCCUUCCUUCCUGGGGGGACGCCAUCGAAUUCUCCAACGGGCAACUGCAACUUCUGCAACCGCUCUCUCUCUGCAUAAACCGACGGCGGGGGGCGCGAGGACAGACGAGGGGGAAAAAAGGAGGCGCCUUUGCUGUAAAGCGGGCGCACUGCUCUGCUCUGCUCUGCUCUCUUCUCUCCCUCCCUCGACUACUCCACCUCGCCUUCCCUUCCCUUCCCUUCCCUUCCCCCGCGCCUCUUUUGAUUUUCGUUUCCCGCCCGGGGAAAAUUGCAGCGGCGGCGGCUCUGCCUCUUCCUCCUGGCGGCCGGCCAGCGGGCCAGAGCGGAGUAGCCCACCCGACAUGGCGGAAGUACCCUUGGAGGAUGAGCUGCAGAGAGAGCUCUCUGGCAUCAUGAUCCAGAGCUACAUUAUGGGUCUGCGCCGUGAGUUCGAGACCAAGCUAUGGGAGAAUCAGAACCGUAUCAGCACCCUGACCAAGAACUGCAACGAAAAUGUUUCCGAGAUCGCCGCGCUGCGGGAUGAACUUGCCGGCAUCUUGAGCGCCGUGGCAGCUUCAGAGUCCAGCGUGCUUCCUCCCCAUACUAGUCUCGAGAAAGUCGAUGAGACGAGCUCUCUGAAGAUGAAAGAUGAUGGCGGCGAGCCUCCUGUAGCAAGACAGACGAAUGAGGCCAUGCUUGAUAUCCCGGAUUUUUCGCUCUUGAAGCACAUGAGCGGCGAAGAGAUCACGGGGUUCCUCAAGUCGGAGUGGCUGAAACUGCGAAGGCAGCAUGAGAUUGAGUUGCAUGCGAAGACCGAGGAGUUGUUCAGGCUGAAAAGGGAUUUCGCGAAAGAUGGCGCCAUGUUGCCUUUUAGGAAAGAGAGAGAGCUUGAACUCAUCAAAUCAAAGCUGUCUCAGACGAUUUCAAAACUGGAUGAGAUCAUAUCGAGGAAAGAGGGCUCUUCUUUUAACCAUAAAGAGGAUGAUGAGCUAUGCAGGUUGAAGGACAGAAUUGGUUCUUUACUUGAUGAAAAUGAACAUCUUCGAGGUUUGCUGGCCAACAAAAGAAAGGAGAAUAAGCAGCUUGCUUCACAAGUAGUGGACGCGCAUAGUGAUAUUAUGCAACACUCGCUGUCAAAGUCAAAACUUUUGAAUCAAGUCGACAAGCUCAGUGGUCAGCUUGAAGAUCUAAAGAUUGAGAGCCACUUGAAAGAUUUAUUGGACCUAUCUGUAUUAAGAGAAGUUUUCGGCAAUUAUGAAAAUCAGAUUGAUGAUAGUAACCAGGAGGAGUGGUUCCUCAGAGAUUUGCUCAUGGAAAAAGAAGAGCAGAUACGUGUUAUGUCCGGAGAAAAACAUAAGCUCAAGUAUGAAAAUGACCAGCUUGUUUCAAUUGCAGGAUCGACAUUGGUUCAGCACCAUGAGGAAUUCGACCUGGUUAACGACGAGCUUUCGAUGUUUAGAGAGAAAGUCUGUGAGCAAGAAUUGCUGAUUCUAGAGUUCAAAGGCGAGUCGAAUUCAAUGAAGAGCUGCCUUUAUGAGGCUUUGCAGCAAAUCCAUGUGUGCAAGCAAGAGAUAUAUGGGCUGACUGAGACCUUAACUUCCAUGUCUGUUGCCUUGGAGGAAGCAAAAGAACAAAAUGCCUCACUUGAUGCCACUAUCCGGGAAAUGAAGAAGACACCAGUCCCAUGCAUCGACAGUCAUAGUGGGCACGCAGGGCACCUAGAAUUUGAUCUUGUCAGUAUGGAAAAGCUGUCAAAAGAAUACAGUGAUUUUGAGAGCAGAUUAGCACAAAGUAUGAAACAAAAUGAAAUUAGGUUGACUAGUAUAAUUUGUCAGUUUAACCCACUAGUACAGCAAGUUGCUGUAUUAAAGAAAAGGGAAUUCUGGUAUAAACAAAUACUUGAGAUUAAAUGUUCGAAUCUCCUGAAAGCAGAAGCUGAGGUUGAUAUACUUGGCGAUGAGGUCGACACCCUUUUAAGUGUUCUUGGUAAAAUAUAUAUAGCACUUGAUCGUUAUUCUCCUGUUUUGAAGCAUUACCCUGGGGUGACAGAGAUUCUGAAUCUAACGCAGAAGGUGUUGAAAGGAGAAACUGUUUAGCAACAUAACACAUUGGUGAAACAUUAGUUAGCUUUGGGCAGGUUUUCGCAUUGACUUACAGGGAGGAAAGAUGUUAGCUUACAGAUCCAAGUGCAGUCAAAGUAGUAGACAGCAUUGUUCAAUUGCUAGUGUGACAAGGCUUUUCUAGGCUUGUUCUUUAGUCUUUUCUAGCGUUGCUUAGUGUUGUAUCAGUGUGCAGUUAGUAGUUGUCAAUACACAUCAUAGGGUUUUAUUUGUGUUAAUUACAGAUUUAGGUUAUAUUGUGGGUGAUUAUUUCUCUCCUUUUGGGAAAAUUGGGUGAUUAUUUCGUUGGGUGCAGAAAGUUCAGCUUGUUAUUGUCAUAGUUGUCCUGCCCUAGCUUGUAUUCUCAGUGAUGAUGUAUUUCUAUCCUAGUCUGUGUUGUCAGUUGUCACUUGUCUUGUCAGUGUUUUUGUGUUUGUAAGCUGUAACUAAUGCAGUUUUCUCUAAUCCAUUUUAACACUGGAAAGCAGUAGAUAUUUGCAAUACUGCCAACUAGUUGAUGAAA
Molecule: messenger RNA, 2700 nt
Organism: Brachypodium distachyon (stiff brome)
Lineage: Eukaryota; Viridiplantae; Streptophyta; Magnoliopsida; Poales; Poaceae
Product: WPP domain-associated protein
Exons: 5
Coding region: 441-2174 (577 amino acids)
Source: RefSeq, a predicted model, not a curated record